UCUUACUUUUUCAUUUAUUUGUGGGUAAUUUUGAAAUAAUUUUCACUUUUCAUCUGUGAUUAUUCAUCAAGUUUUAGAAGUUAUUCCACCACCGAAAGACCUGCCAGACUUUCUAAAGAAGGAAAAAACAAAUCCAGUUAUUCUGCCAGCCCCACCACAACUUCAUCCGCUUCCGUUACAGCAACCAAAAAUAGUUGUUGCACCACCAACUCCAUGUACUGCCAUAAGUCCAACUGAGUCGUCUAGUUCACAUUUUCCAUUACCAGGAAACAAACCGGCUGUAUCCGAUUCUGCUGGAGUUUCAACUGUUGAGGAACCGUCCAUGGACAAUGCAUCUGCGAAAAUUGCUGUAGUGGAACAAAAAACAGUAUCAAUCAGUUUGUCGGAUGCUGAACAUCAGUUGGAGAAGUUAGAGAAUGCAGAGGAAGAAUCUGGUGUUUUAGGAUGGUUGCAGAAACGUGUUAAUAACUCUAGCUUUUUGUCGAAAGUGGCAGAUAAAGCUAAGACCAGUAUGGACUCUGUGUUGACCACACUUGAUCCAGGAAUGAAAGAUUUUUUGAAACGGGAAGGAAGUAUUGAUAUUGUAAUUGCAUCUGACAAUAUGCGAGUUGUUACAGCGAUUGCUGAUGGAUUUAGAAAAGUUUUUACCACAGUAACACAUAGAGGUAUGGGUACACCAGGAGCUACUCAUCUGCACUCACAAAUUGUAGGAUAUUCAAUGGCUCUAAAGUACAUGAAUGAACGUAUUACAUUGUUACGGGCAAGUGGUCUUGCAACUCCGAAGUCUGCAGUAGUGGUUUUUCAGCCCUUCCUACACGAAAUAGAAGGUGAAUGGUAUGAUUCUGCGGUUAUCGGAGUUCAGAAAAAUACUGCUAUAAUCCACGUGUUUACUCAACCCGUCCAGGUUGAUAGUGCAGUCGUGAAUUUACUAAAGAAUAACUGUAGCAAAGACAGCCCAGCAGGCACUUUUGGGAAAACAGUUGGUGAGGCAUACGCAGAAGUUUACGGAAUAGAUGCUGACGAUUGGCAACUUACACGGUAUUCAGUCUCUUCGUCAGAGCUGUACCGGACAUCGGCUGCUAUGGUUGCUCACUGCUUCAAAGAGAAGUACUCGCGCCCGUAA
Molecule: messenger RNA, 1123 nt
Organism: Enterobius vermicularis (human pinworm)
Lineage: Eukaryota; Metazoa; Nematoda; Chromadorea; Rhabditida; Oxyuridae
Source: the annotation of a GenBank genome assembly